Adineta ricciae is the source of this 2091-nucleotide messenger RNA. The record is from the annotation of a GenBank genome assembly. NCBI's taxonomy places the organism in Eukaryota, Metazoa, Rotifera, Eurotatoria, Adinetida, Adinetidae.
AUGGAUUGUACAAAGGCCGAAUUUAAAAGUAAUAAAUUUAUUUAUCGAGCUGAACAAUGGGAGAUCGAUAGUGAUAAGACUUCCGAAGAUGUAGAUGAUGAAGAAACACUCGAAUCUUAUACACUUUCGAUUGAUUUAUCAAAUUCUACAUCAGUGAAAAAGUUUACGAAUCAAACGAUCGACUUUACGGGAUUUAAAUUCGUUAUUCAAAGUCUUUCAUUAGCCAACCAACCAGGCCCGUGUAUCAUCACAUCGAAUUCGUUCAAAUCAUCGAUCUACGAGACACUGAAUGCUUUGAAUUUAUCAUCUACCUGUACGAAACAAAUCCCAAGUGAUUGUCCUGAAAUCUUCCGACCGUUGAAAAACCUUCGAACACUUGAUUUAAGUGGAUCGAACAUGUACAAAACUUGUCUGAAUAAACCAGACACAUUUUCCUACAUAUUCAAUCACCUGAUAUUACGCAAUAAUGUCUAUGAAAGGAGCGCAUUCACUUCCUCGAGCGGAUUGUUCGACGGUGUGAAGAAAAUUUCUCAACUCGACUUACAAAAUUCUCGUUUUCAAUCCAAUGCAAAUACAAGCGAAACUUGUCUAUUCGACAUAUUUCCGUCGUUGAAAGUAUUAGAUCUGUCAGGCAUUCAAUCAGAUGAUAUAGGCAUCAAUACACUUAUAGAGCGUCUACUGAAAUGCGAUACAACAACAUCAAACGAGAAACCAUUGGAACAUUUAUCGUUACGUUCUUUGAAACUUUCAAAACUACCUGCUUGGUUAGCAAGCGAAUCAUUUACAUAUCUAAAUCGACUUGACUUAUCGGACAAUUACUUCCACAACAUUGAUUUGCAAGGAUUCAGAUAUCUCCGCUCGAUAUCGCUAGCGUACAAUCCGAUUGAAUUCGAUCAAAUUCUCUGGAGGAACGAGACAGUUUACCGAUCGAUUAACCUACGCUCAACGGUUCGAUACUCCAAAUUCGAUCUAGUACAUCAUCUAAACAGUCUACUGGACUUAGCUCAAGAUAUUGACUACAGUCAAAAUCAAGGUGAAGAUCUCUUUAAUGUCACUCAACUUUCUAUUCAAGCGCGUGACACUUCUCUGAAUUUCUCGCGAAUGAAUAUCAAGGCAUUUGGUAUCGAUUCAGAUACGGUUAAAGUAUUAGAUGUCAGUUCGAACUACUUAACGAAUCUCGACUUAAGUCAACAGAGAGAAUUGAAAUAUUUGGAUUGUUCAAAUCAGACUCUUCAAACGCUGAGUUUAAGACACCGUUUAUCGACAUUAAGAGAAUUACGAUGUUCAAACAAUAAUUUAACAGUAAUCGGCAACUUUCCAUCGAUAAGCACAUCGUAUUUAGAAGUACUUGAUUUAUCGAACAACGGAAUUGAUUCAUUACGAGACUACUUUACACAUCUGAAAAGUCGUACAUUGCGGCAAGUCAAUUUUCGAUCGAAUUUCAUCCGUGCUGUGCGUUCGAAGACAUUCCAUAGAGACUUGGUCAACCUCGUGGAAAUCGACUUAUCGUGGAAUCAAAUCGAGAAAAUUGAAAAAAACGCAUUUCAAGCACGAAAUCUUCAAAUUCUUGAUUUGACCGGCAAUUCACUUAAAACUAUCGAACCAAACGCCAUAUUCACUGCGUCAUUACGAUAUUUUUAUAUUUCUUCUAUCGGACUAGAUUUAACUGAUCGUUGUUUACAAACGAAAUCAAAAGACCCUUUGUUAUCGCUGUAUUUCAAUUGGUAUCGACGAAAUGCAACAUUGAUGAAGAAACUUCCAGUGAAAUUCAGCUCGUGUCUUACUCGUUAUCUACCUGAAAGUAAACUUAAGCGAUUGACAAAGAAAACGAAACAAAUGCUCGGUAUCUACGGCCUAUGGAUAAUCGUAGGUUUAGCUGUUGUUGUAGUCAUCUUGGGUCUUUUACGGCAUUAUCGAAACACAGGAUUUCCAUCUUUGAGAGUGUUUCGAAAGUAUAAAAAGGUCGAACGACAAGAGUUAAUUGAAAAUGAAAUCGAGAUGGCUGGGCAUAGUCAAGAAGAUGAUAUCGUUAUGAAUAUCGAAGAACUACCUUACAAUAAACACAACAAUCCUCCUCGUACAGAUGUUUAA